AUGAGUUUCGGUGGAUUUGUAGACAACGAGGGUCAAGCUUCAAGAAUAAACCCUUUGGUUAAUAAACACAGACAAAUAGUCAGAGAGGAAUAUGAGCAAAAAAGCGGUUAUCCAGACGAAGAUGAUGAAUUUGACGAUGGACAGGCCGACGAGGAAGACGAGAGCCCAGAGGGAGACGAGGAAGAAGAGGAAGAGGAGGAGGAUGAGGAGGAUGAAGAGGAGAUGGCCUGUGCCGGCUAUAGUGGAAUGGCUCUGCCAAGAAGAAGUAUGGAAGGAGAAGAUGGGGAUAAAGAAGAUGAGGAAGAUGAGGAGGAUGAAGAGGAAGCGGAAGAAUGGGAGGCCAUCCGACAGGAAACGGAACGCCAAGCAAAGGCGCAAAUGGAAAAAGCCCGAACCUCCAAAGUGGCUUUCGCAGUCAGGACAAACGUGUCUUUCGACGGAGCUCUCGAGGCGGACUGUCCAGUUCCGGGGCGAGCUGUUAGUUUCCAGGUCAGCGCUGUGAUUCUGAUUAAGGAAGAAGACAUCACUGUUGAGGGAGAUUAA
This is a messenger RNA of Protopolystoma xenopodis, 543 nucleotides long. The record is from the annotation of a GenBank genome assembly. Lineage: Eukaryota; Metazoa; Platyhelminthes; Monogenea; Polystomatidea; Polystomatidae.